GCCAAGGAGCGCCAGGUCCAACCCAUGAAAGGACUGCUUCCUGUGUUUGUUGUUGCUGUGAAGAGUAGGACUGGAAUCGCAGGUGGCUCACCAUGUCUGCCGAGGCCACAUGCUGCUCACUGGGGGAGUGUACUGGGGCGAGCGGGGGCGCCGGGAACAUGCCAGAGCUGUUACCUGUGGCAGCUGCCACCAUGUCCACGGCCACCCCCCUGUCGUACGAGCUCAAGCCCCUUCCGUUCACCAGCAGUAAGUAUGUGAAGCUCAAUGUGGGCGGCUCCCUUCACUACACCACCGUGCAGACGCUGACCAAACACGACACGAUGCUGCGGGCCAUGUUUAGCGGGCGUAUGGAAGUAUUGACCGACAGUGAAGGCUGGAUCCUGAUCGAUCGCAGUGGCAAACACUUUGGCACAGUGCUGAAUUACCUACGUGAUGGCACAGUGCCGCUCCCCGAUGCUCCCAGAGAACUGGAGGAGAUCCUGGCUGAGGCCCGCUUCUACCUGAUCCAGGGCCUGACUGAAGCCUGCCAAACUGCUCUACAGCAAAAGACUGAAGGCUACGAUCCAGUGUGCCGUAUCCCCAUGAUCACUUCCCCCAAAGAAGAACGGAAGGUCAUCUCCUCGUGCAACAAGCCCGUCGUCAAGCUGCAGCACAACAGGAGUAACAACAAGUAUUCCUACACAAGCAACUCUGACGACAAUCUGCUGAAAAACAUUGAGCUCUUUGACAAGCUGGCAUUGCGUUUCAAUGGUCGCAUCCUCUUCAUCAAAGACGUCUUGGGCGAUGAAAUAUGCUGCUGGUCCUUUUACGGGGAAGGGCGCAAGAUCGCCGAAGUGUGCUGCACCUCCAUCGUCUAUGCAACAGAGAAGAAACAGACCAAGGUCGAGUUCCCCGAAGCUCGGAUCUUUGAGGAAACCCUCAAUAUCCUGAUCUACGAGAGCGGCCGGGCAUCCAGUAUGGCGUCUGCUGUGCUGGAAUCCUCAGCCCUGGGCCUUCUGCCCGAGGAGGAGGACGAGAGGGGCCGAGAGAAGAGGGUGCGCAGGAUCCAUGUUCGGCGGCACAUUAUGCAUGAUGAAAGGCCACAUGGGCAUCAGGCUGUCUUCAAAGACUAAGCUGCCUGUGUGUGCCCAGACCCCAUCUGACCCCCACCCCACCCCCCCUGCUGGCCAGGAGGGGUAUCUGCAUGGUGACCUCAAAGGCUGCCAACUAAUGGUUCCCACACCCCUGAACAUUCCCAAGGUGGGCAGUCGGCUUCCUGGGAUAUGGAGGGUGGUGCCCACUGGGUAGGUGAACCGUAUGACACCAUCCCAUCCCAACACACCCUGUUCACAUUUACAUUUUGGAAUAACUUGCCACUAAAGUUUUGUAUUUAUUGAUUGUGGAAUUCCACAGGUACGUACCCAUAACCUUGACCCCCUAAGACCACCGCAGCUGACCAUCGGGCAAAGGGACAUGAAAACAGUUGGCAGCUGCUGGGGCGGGGCUGUACCCAGUCUGGUGGUGGUAGUGCAAGGCACUAUAUGCCAACAUGCGUGGUUCAGCUACACUCCUAUCCCAAAAUUACCCUCUGCAUGAGGAAGAGGCGGAGGACACUAGAAGAAUAAAAUGUUGCAUUUCUGUCAUUUUUUAAACUAAUUUGUGUUUUUGUUUUUUUUUUUUUAUGUUACUUUGCAAUUCUCUUUUUAAUUUUUUAUAAAUGAAAUGGUCCUGUUGUGUUGUGCUUGACUUGUAUCUUGUCUUUUAAAUUAUUGUAACUGUUUGAAAAGUUGCAAAUGAUGGUACGGAAGAAACCCCUUAAUAAAACUAAAGUGAACAUGG
This is a messenger RNA of Polypterus senegalus (gray bichir), 1818 nucleotides long. Its product is annotated as BTB/POZ domain-containing adapter for CUL3-mediated RhoA degradation protein 1-like. Gene Ontology annotation, molecular function: ubiquitin-protein transferase activity; protein binding. Gene Ontology annotation, cellular component: Cul3-RING ubiquitin ligase complex. Lineage: Eukaryota; Metazoa; Chordata; Cladistia; Polypteriformes; Polypteridae. The record is from RefSeq and is a predicted model, not a curated record. The transcript is spliced from 7 exons. The coding region runs from base 93 to 1112 and encodes 339 amino acids. Gene Ontology annotation, biological process: protein homooligomerization; proteasome-mediated ubiquitin-dependent protein catabolic process; protein ubiquitination.